Molecule: messenger RNA, 888 nt
Organism: Dicrocoelium dendriticum
Lineage: Eukaryota; Metazoa; Platyhelminthes; Trematoda; Plagiorchiida; Dicrocoeliidae
Source: the annotation of a GenBank genome assembly
AUGCUAGACUUAGGCAUUAUUCGCCUGUCUAAGAGCCGGUGGGCGUCGCCUCUACCCAUUGUGCCUAAAAAGUCAGGAGACUGGCGUCCAUGUGGCGACUAUCGCGCUCUCAAUAACGCUACCGUCCCAGACCGCUAUCCGAUUCCGCACAUUCAGGACAUCACGGCUAGCCUACGUGGCUCCCGUGUGUUCUCGAAGAUCGAUCUGGUUCGCGCUUACCACCAGAUCCCUGUAGCCGAGGAUGCUAUUCCGAAAACCGCAGUCAUCACGCCUUUAGGACUUUUCGAAUUCUUGCGAAUGCCCUUUGGUCUUCGCAACGCAGCUCAGACUUUUCAACGCUUCAUAGACUCUGUCACGAGAGGACUCGACUUUGUUUAUCCUUAUAUAGACGACAUCUUAGUAGCUAGUUCUUCCGAAGAACAGCACGCGGAGCACCCCAAUAUGCUUUUCGAGAGUGGGAUGAUCAACUCCUACCGUCGAUUUCUGCCAUGUUGUGCCGACUUGCUCAGUACAUUGACCGACUUACUUCGUGGACGCAAGAAUGGCAACGUCGAGUUGACGCCCGCUGCAACCGAAGCCUUCAAGGUCUGCAAAGAGGCCUUGGCUGAAGCCGUUAUGCUUCACCAUUUAAAACCCAAAGCCCCACUCAGCGUUGCAGUCGAUGCAUCGGACACCGCCAUUGGCGCCGUCCUGCAGCAAUUCACUGAAGGAUGCUGGAAACCACUCGCUUUCUACUCCCGACGCUUACAACCGGCAGAAGUCAAGUACAGCACGUUCAGCCGCGAACUUCUGGCAGUUUAUUCUACCGUCCGACAUUUCAGGCAGGUCAUAGAGGGUAAUUCGUUCGUUAUCUUCACCGAUCAUAAGCCUCUUAUUUACUCCUUUUGA